AUGUUUGAACUGUUCAGCGCAUGCAGACAUUGUGUCUCACCGAUCGUGGUUAGCGAUGAGCCUGUGUCCAGCUAUGACUCCAGCAUGCGGCCAACUCGCAGUGUGCCCGACAGCCCCAUGGGCAAAGCCUUGAAGGAAAUGCAGCAAAGCUUCACCUUCCUGGCGUUGCCUGCGCAUGGUUUGUUUCCCAUCGUGAAGGAUUGCGAAAAUGCGAUCUUCAUGGGUGACGAAGACAAAGCGCGGGAUAUCUUAGAGAGGCUCGAGCACGAGGUGGAGCUUGAGGGCUCCACUCUGACGGCCGCUUUUAACCUCUUUAAGAAGCCGGGCGCGGACUGCCUGUCAGAGACGGAGGUCCGCAUGAUGCUGGAGUACCUCGGCUUUCCCAAGGAAGACGCCGAUGUGGAGAAGAUCCUGACCGCGGUUGAUACUGACGGCGACCGGAAGAUGAGCCUCGAGGAGUUCCGGCACUACGUGGGGCGCAUGGGCGGCUCCUUGCGGCUCUUCGAAGUGCGGCGCAAGCAGAUGGAGACCACACAUGGGAGUCUGGGGGAGGCAGUUGAUCCCGCCGCUCUGCGCGUGCACCUCCUUGAGGCCGGUAUCCGAGAUGAUGCUCAGGCAUACUGGCGACUUGUGGUGCCGCCCACGGAAUUCACCGAAGCCGCCAAGCUGGUGGACUGUCAGCGCAAGGCAGUUCGGCACAUCCGGGCGUUGGCGAAGCGGAACCACGACGACGCCCUGCCAAAGCUGCAGAAGCGUCUGGCAAACUUGGGCUUCCGCGACACGGAUCUCUGGAUGACGUUGGCCUGGAUUCGCGAGAUGGCGCCGAUCCUGGUGCAUCUGGACCUCUCAAAGAUGCUUCACUUCAUGGAGAAAGACACGCACUACCGAAAUCAGUUCGAGACGGCCAGCAGCGGAGGCUUGCUGAAACCGGCCACCCGGGAGAAGUGGGAGAAAGACCUCUUCGGCGGCUACUACGAUGGAGCCCAGGGCUUUGACAGAUGUAAGUACGGCGUGCUCAACGCUAUGAAUGACCACCGCGGGGUGGUGAAGUGCGCACAGUAUGGCGACAGUUACUUGGUUCUCAAGGACGUGCGCCUUCGCUGCACCUUCUCCCCGGAAGACUCGGCCAAUUUGAAGGCGGAGCGCCUAGCUGUGCUGGACUACUAUGGGCAUGUGCUCCACGAGUACAGUGAUGCAGAGCUCCGGGAGACGAUUCACGUUGCCAAGUCUUCAGAUGCCGCCUUGCUGGGCGACUCUUCCAAAGUUGGCUCCAUGAAGUACAAGGAGACGCAGAUCCACGGCGAGCUGUGCUUCGCAAACCACGUGGAGCGAUUGGUGGCGCACCCGCGGCAUCGGAAAGCGCCGGACCAAGACAAGAUCAAGGCGGUCGCGGCCAAGUUCAACUGGAAGUUCUCCUGGAUUGACGAGGAGAGGCGACGCAUGGAGCGGGAGGAGCGCGCCAAGCUGGGAGCUGCUGCCUGGGAAGAACGACUUCACGCUUUGAUGGACAAGGAGACUCCAGAUGCACACGGAGUCCCAGAGGGCUUCUGCAAGAAGGGCUGUGGUCGAAAGGUAGCGCCCGGCACCACCAAAAACGGCAAGUCCUUCACCACAUGCUGCCGUGGCUGCGUGCUGGGCUUUGGCCAUGACAUGACUUGCGGCAACAUCGAUCCCGCACAUCUGGGGCCUGGCAAAUGCAAGAAUGGAUGUGGACGUCCGGUGAAUCCGGGCAGACACCCGUCUGGCAGAAAGUUUGACACCUGCUGUCGGGAUUGCAGCUCUGGUAGCCACGAUCCUGAUUGUGGCAAGCAGGAGCUCUCUAACGAGCCUGUGGAGCCUGGCUUCUGCAUCAACAGGCAGGGGUUGAAGCAGAGCAAUCGCCUGCUGCUCAAUCGCACUCGCCAGGUGCACCGAGACUUGAAUGCCAAGAAUUUUAUGAUCACUGGCGAUGACAGGACUGUCAAACUCAUUGACUUCGGCCUGGCGACGCGUUUCUAUGGCUACAUGCCCAAAGACCAGUUCAUUGAGAUUGUGGGUACGUCUCACUACAUGGCGCCGGAGAUGAUCUUGAGCGGCAAGUACAGCCCGGCAGUUGACAUGUGGUCACUGGGAGUCCUCCUCUACGUGUGCUUGACAGGGCUCAUGCUGCUGCCAAAGGACGACGAGCGGAAGAAGCAUUUGCUGGGCAAGAAGGCCUACGUAGGCCGAAAGUUGGAGAAGUGCCCUCAGCUGCAGAAGCGGGCGUGCUCGGAUCAGGCGCGGAACCUUCUGGAGAUGAUGCUGACCUAUGACGCCUCGGAGCGAAUCUCCGCUUCUGAAGCUUUGUCCCAUCCCUUCAUUCUGAAGUACUGCCACCAAUUUCUGGGCGGCGCUGUGCAAGCUGCCACAGAGCUGGACACGGUGAUCAUCGACAAGCUCAGGCGCUUUGCCAAAGCUCCUAAGCUGAAAAAGGUCGCGCUUUUGUUCAUGGCGCACUUGGCAGAGCAUGAUGUGCAGCUCCGGGACGCACGCCACAACUUCCGGACUUUGGAUAAGAACGGUGACGGCGAAAUCUCCCGCGAGGAGCUUGAGGCCGGCUUGAAUGAGGCGGGCAUAGCGCCGCCACCAGACAUGGCUGAGAUCUUUAAAGGCUGCAGCGCUCAUCGGGAGGGCAAGCUUCACUUUGUGGAAUACUUGGCAUGCAUGAUGCCUGAGAGUCUCAUAGACGAGCGCUUGUGCCACGAGGCCUUCAGCCUGCUUGACCCGGAGGGCAAGGGAAGGCUAAGGGCCGAAGACCUGCAAGUUGUUUGCCGUCACGACUUAGACAGGUGCCGCAAGAUGGUUGACCAGGUGAAGCAGGUGGAUGAUGGAAGCGACGGCUUUGACUUUGAUGACUUCUUUACGCUUCUGUGCGGUCCUAUGAAGGAUUCUGACCCAGCGGAUCAAAGGCCUGCCAAGCAUCGACGAACUGAAGGAACACACGCGCCAGUCUUUGCGGGCAUACCGGCGUCUUAG
This is a messenger RNA of Effrenium voratum, 2994 nucleotides long. The record is from the annotation of a GenBank genome assembly. NCBI's taxonomy places the organism in Eukaryota, Dinophyceae, Suessiales, Symbiodiniaceae.